Cryptosporidium muris RN66 is the source of this 546-nucleotide messenger RNA. RefSeq lists its product as uncharacterized. The record is from RefSeq and is a predicted model, not a curated record. Lineage: Eukaryota; Apicomplexa; Conoidasida; Eucoccidiorida; Cryptosporidiidae. The transcript has 2 exons. The coding region runs from base 1 to 546 and encodes 181 amino acids.
AUGAACAUUGGUAAUAGUAAAGUUAUUACAUCAUUAAAUAAUCAAUAUGAUGAAUUAAUAGAUGAUUAUAUAAAUUGGCCAUCUUUUUUAAAAAAUUUUUUUAAUAUAAUAAAACUUUCACAAAUUAUAACUGAUAAUAAUUGUAGACAAUUUCAAUCUAUUACUAAGAAGAAAUAUGAGGAAUUAAUAGAUUGGAUUCAAAUGACAUGUUCAUCAACAAAUCAGUAUGAUGAUAUUAUUCAAAGUUUUUUUGGGCAUAUUGAUAAAAGAUGUAAUAUUAAAUUUUUGCCUAUUAGAAUACAUAUUAUAGAUUCAAUAAAUUUAACAAGUGUUAGUCUUCUACGAUAUUACCCUAUAAAAUCUGGAGAAAAUUUGUUAACAUUUGAAGAUAUCUUCAUUGAUAUAGUACCAAUAAGAUAUAUUGACAAAGUAGAAUUAAUUAUACAUGGGAUACGUCCACCACUUAAUACCCCAUUAUUAUUUAUUGCAAUCAAUUGUAUAUAUAUAGAUGGAUUUAUUCAUAUAGUUUUAAAUAAUAAAUAUUAA